AUGGCUUCCGCUGGCCUCGAGAUCCUGGGCAUAAUCCUGGCCGUGGCUGGCUGGCUGGGCUCUAUGGUGGCCUGCUGCUUGCCCAUGUGGCGUGUGGCGGCAUACGUGGGCCAGAACAUCGUGAUCACGCAGGUGGUUUGGGAGGGCCUGUGGAUGAGCUGCGUGGUACAGAGUACGGGACAGAUGCACUGCCAGAUCUAUGACUCCAUGUUAGCUUUGUCCAGUGACCUGCAGGCAUCCAGAGCCCUGGUUGUCAUUGCUGUGUUCGUCGGCGUUGUGGCCAUGGCACUGUCUGUGGCGGGAGCCAAGUGCACCAAUUGCACGUCAGAUCCGACCAACAAGCCACGCAUCAUGCUAGGCGCAGGAGCGGCGUUUGCAAGCACUGGGCUGCUGCUUCUUAUAGCCGUGUGCUGGACGGCAUACACCAUCGUCCUGGACUUUCAUGACCCCAUGCUGCAGGACACACAGAAGAGGGAGUUUGGUAACUCACUGUAUUUUGGCUGGGGAGCGUCCUGUGUGCUCAUCCUAGGGGGAGCCAUACUUUCAUGUUCUUGUAAUUCCAGAGCGACUAAAGACGCUGGGUCUGCUGGAGCGCAGUACUCAGUGGUGAAGUCAGUGGCUGCAAAUGGGUACUGCAGAAGGGACUAUGUUUGAUGUUUGAGGUUGCCAGAUGAAGCGAAGACCAUACACUUGCAUUUAAAGACAAUUAAGACUGUCUUGGGACUAUACUGGAUGAAAGAGUGUGUAAAGUGUCAAUCUGUGAUGUAGAGAGGAACAAUAAAGGUAGCAUUUGGCAUUGAUGUCAUGUAGAGUAUGUCUUCUGGAGCUGAAAUAGACAUUUCAAUGUGUAAUAACCUUUGUCACAUUUGAUUUAAGCAUUUAAACAGAUAGGUCAUGCAAAAAUAUAGGUUUAAAAAAUUAUACCUGAUAAGUGUACAACAAGGCUAUGCAUUAGGUCCAAUUAUGAUGCUAUUCUUUGUUAUGAAAUUUACAUGUAGGUUAUUAGUAUGCAUUCAUAAACUGGUGGGUAUGG
Messenger RNA from Trichomycterus rosablanca, 1033 nucleotides. Its product is annotated as claudin-4. The transcript has a single exon. Bases 1 to 654 code for a protein of 217 amino acids. Gene Ontology annotation, molecular function: structural molecule activity. Lineage: Eukaryota; Metazoa; Chordata; Actinopteri; Siluriformes; Trichomycteridae. Gene Ontology annotation, cellular component: plasma membrane; bicellular tight junction. Gene Ontology annotation, biological process: bicellular tight junction assembly; cell adhesion. The record is from RefSeq and is a predicted model, not a curated record.